CUACUCUCCCUCUGCCUCAGAACCAGGCUCCAUGUCGGCGGCAGCGCCGUAGUGUUUCAGUUAAAAACAGUGGCAGUCGUGAUUGAAACCUGGACGGCCGUUUAAUUCUUGGAUAAAAAUCGAGCCUUGUCGCCCCUAGUAGACCCAUAUACACAUACUAGGAGCAGAGCCAGGAAAAGAAAGGGGCCAAAGCCAGCCAUUGUGGUAAGCCUUGCUGUUAUGAUAUUUUGGGAUAUUUACCUUUUCAUGUAUUGACCGAGCACCUGUCUUCAUAUCCAGAAUGGAUGAGGAUGACUAUAAAAGUGCCAGCGAUGUGGAGGUUGACAGUGAUAAUGAUGAUCAUGAUGCUGAACAUGAACUGGGCAAUUGGUUAGGACAGUUUGAUUCCCACAAAAUGGCUCUCGAUUCUGAUGGCAGUAAUACAGGAACAGUUCGACGUAGAAAUAAAACAGUGGUGACACCAAAGAUGGCAAUGGAAAGUUUCAGAUUAUCUUUUCUCAACAAUGAAGAAAAUCAAGAUGUUAAUUUGGAUGCUAUUCUUGGAGAACUCUGUGAACUUGAAUGUCAGUUAAAUACGACACAGAGUGAAAUAUCAAAGUCUCUGGCUCCAUCGACGACGACUCCACAGUCUACAGUAGGAAUUAACUCUAGUGAUCCUCCGGUACAUCAUGAACCGACCGACCCAAUUCAAGCUGAACUUGAUGCACUGGCUGCAGAAAUCACCAAAGGACUGGGAUUUAACACAAGCGAUGAUUUCUUUGGGAUGCACACUGAGCUUACGUCACUGUUCCCGGAUGGCGGCUUGGAUAUCACCGAAACAGACUCUGCUUAUUCAGACAAUGCUUCUUUGCCGUCUUCAGAGUCAUUCACAUCAAUGGCCACAGUGUCUUCAUCUGCCGAUACCUCGAGCACUGGAGACGCCUGUAGCACAAGCAGUACGAGCACACUGACGCCAGCUUCUGCCACCCAAACUGAAGCCCAUGCAAGAGUUUUGGCCCGUUUAUGCACAGUUCAAGAUGAACUCUAUCGGAAUGGUCAAGUUUCACCUGAGGAGCAGAAGGCAAGACUGCAGGCUGAGAAAAUCCGUAUCGCCCUUGAGAAGAUCAAAGAUGCUAAAAUUAAAAAGUUGUUUGUCCGUGCUUUCGCCCGAGAUGGUAGCAGUAAAAGUAUUUUGGUUGAUGAGAAGAUGACUGUAGGACAUGUAUGCAAUAUUUUAGCAGAUAAGAAUCAUAUGAAAUUGUCUCCUGACUUGGCUGUUGUAGAAUAUAUUCCUGAUCUCUAUAUAGAGAGAGUUCUUGAGGACCAUGACUCCUUGGUUGAAAAUAUGGUGAUGUGGACUAAGGAUUCCAAAAAUAGGAUUCUAUUUGAAGAUCGAACAGAAAAGAACGAAUUAUUUAAAAAUCCCGAAAAAUAUCUUUUAUUAGGGACAUCUUCAGAGAAAGGUAUUUCCUUAGACCCUAAUCAGAGAGAGAAACUUUUACAGGAAUUUUUUAGAGGAUCUGGAGUAAACGUUCCUGAGGUUGAAAGUGUGCUUUACCUCAAGACUGACGGGAAAAAAGCUUGGAAAAAAUACUUCUUUGUACUGCGAGCAUCUGGUUUCUACUAUAAUCCUAAAGGGAAGUUCAGCAAGGCUUCAAAAGACUUAACUUGUUUGGUCCAGUUUGACUGCGUCGACAUUUACCACGGUGUUGGAUGGAAGAAAAAAUACCAUGCUCCCACUGACUACUGCUUUGCACUGAAGCAUCCUCAGAUCCAAAAGAAGACAUCCAAAUACAUUCGCUACCUUUGUGCAGAAAAUAAAUCCACGUUAGAUCUAUGGAUUAUGGGGAUACGUAUUGCCAAGUAUGGCAAACAACUACUUUGUAAUUACGAACGACUAUUGAAAGAUAUUUCUUCCUGGGAUUCUCGCAAUAAUACUAUUUCAAACCACAGCGCUGGUCACUACGAAAAACUUGAACUGAAAACUGCAAAUCUUGAAGACAGCAGAAUGUCUGUGCCACCUGAAACUAAUUCACGCCCUUUCCCUGUUAUGUUGAAAAAUGGCACCCUAUCUCGUAACCGAACAAUAAGUAGCAGCGUAGACUGUGAUAAUAUUGAGGAUGGCACCCCCGAAAUUAGCUUGACUCAGCCCCGCAAGUCCUCUAUAUCAGGCCCAAUUAUGAUGGAGUCACCCCAAAAGGCACCCGUGAAACGAGUGUCUUUUAGUAAUACGCACUGCAUCAUCAACGCCGAUGCUGGCGAGGAACUUGUGCCGAUGCGGCACCGUGAUUCAAUAACGAGUGCCUCCACUGAUUCUAGUGAAGAAUCGAACUCAAGUGGGGAGAGUAAAGUAUCUGGAGGCACUUCGUUAAGGGGUAAAAUGAAACCCAAACUACCAGUAACCACGGGGACGACUCGACAGAUUUCUGAGAUGGUUCAGAUGGCCAUGGAAGAUCGUGCACAGGUGUUGUACGAGAGUAUAAUGGAAGAGAAGAAGACUUCACCUUACGGCUACCAUGAGAAACCAAUGGAAAGGCGUAAAUCAGCGCCUGCAAUUCAUGAGGAGAAACGAGAAGUUCAUAGGCACGAACGUAAACCCUCCGAGGGCAGUUGUAACAAGACUGACAUGUCCCCUUAUCAGAGGUUACCUCUUAACAAUUCUAGUCUUCCUGCGUCACAACAGGAGCCGGAGCCAGAUUAUCAAACACGGCAUCAAAUACAACAGCAACUACUACAGCAACAACAAAAGCAUCAACCUAUAUAUAUCAGUAACCAAUCCCCUUACGCUACAACAGGAAAAAGGUUAAUGCAAGCCCCACCUUCUCCACCAGUUCAGAAAGAGGAGAUAUACAGCAAGAAACUGAACGGACCACCUCAUACUCCCCCACCAGUGGCCAUCAAACCAUCCACCCCAGCACCGGCACCCCCUAAUGUCCCACCCCCAACUCCACCAACUCAACACAACAAGCUGGGUAACCAGAUGAUGAGUUCUGCUGGUCAGACCUCAACCCUCACUGGAAGAAAAAUGCUGACAAGAGCUGACUCUGAAUCUGCUGCGGGAACACCAGGCCGAGCUCCGCUUUCUAUAUCUGGUCCCGUAGUCCAGCCCCUACAGACAACUACAGAACCAGGCUCGUCGGGGCCAAAUUUGAGAAGUUCUAUAUCCAUUUCUAGCCCCAUGCCACUGCCAUCUUCACAAAAUCCCACCCACGAAUUAAACACAGGCAGUCUGGGACGGUCAGCCACUCUCAACCAGACACAUCUAAAGCAGACUUCAUCAUCAGAGAUAAUGGGUGGCACUCUGGGACGUAUAAACACCUCUGUGGCUGUCCCAGCCUCAACGACAGUUCCUCACCCUUCUCUACAAUCACCAAUCAUCACUUCUGGCUCAAGCUCAACUGUUGCCCCAGGUCCAGCCAGACAGAACCAACCGACGCCUCCCUUACCUCCGAUGCCCCCUCAAAUGCCCCUGUUGCCAUCGGUGAUCGCACCAAUGUCUCCACCACAAGUUGCACCACCUCCACCACCAACUGGUGGGAGGAGUGGACUCCCACCGCCCCCUGCAGUGAAACCUACAAGCAAAGCCCCACCUUCAAACCCACCACCCUCACCUCCUGUCAGCCAAACGACCAAUCGCUCAGCACCAGCAGGAAUAGGAAUGUUGGGUCUGGCGAAGAAGUCAUCGGUGCUAGAACCCAACACAAACGGUUUGACGUUGAAUAUCAACCACAAAGAAGCACCAGUUAAGAACGAGGCACUCUCACCAAACUCCCAAUCUUCACUGCCUUUUCUGGAUGAAUUGUCUAAGAAGACUCUGAAAGCGAGACCACAAGUCGGUCCUCCUACAGCUGCCAAACCUAGUCAAGCACUACGUGAACACGCAAUCCGCUCUGUAGAGCAAGCGAAAGCUCAAGCUGAGGCAGAGGCGCAGGCUCUUGGACAGGCAAAUAGUGCACAAUACCAACUGCAACAGUCGCGGCAGGGCCUCACAAAGGCCCUUGCCCUCGAAACACAGCAGCCUCUUGGUAAUAAGGGCCUAAGCAACAAUGUGGGACAACACCCCACUCACCAGCGCACACACUCGGAUGGCAAAAAGCCUCCGCCACCACCCCCCAAGCGCAGUGAAAGCACCAAACUUUCCACAGACAAUGUGAAGCCCUUAAGGACAGCUAAUGCCGCACCUGGUGCACCCGACGCCCCGUACGACAACGGCACCCACCCACCUAUUUUGCCUAUUGAAGAGCUACCUCCUCCGCCUCCAGACUUCCUGGAAGGCCUUGCUUGCCCAGCUGAUGGCUCCAGCCUCAAGAAAGUACGACCACCACCGCCACCCCCUAAACGUAGCAAAGACACACAUCUUACUAACCAUUGAUUGACAAACACAGUUCAUACAUAGAUACACAUAUAUAUAUAUAUGACUAUAUAUACACAUACAAACACUGACACAUAUAUAUAUACA
Octopus sinensis (East Asian common octopus) is the source of this 4438-nucleotide messenger RNA. Its product is annotated as ras-associated and pleckstrin homology domains-containing protein 1. The record is from RefSeq and is a predicted model, not a curated record. Bases 281 to 4351 code for a protein of 1356 amino acids. The transcript is spliced from 14 exons. Gene Ontology annotation, biological process: signal transduction. NCBI's taxonomy places the organism in Eukaryota, Metazoa, Mollusca, Cephalopoda, Octopoda, Octopodidae.